AACUUAAUUUAUUGUGUGUUUUCUUUUCUCCGAAGAAAAGGGGAAGUUCAUCAUAAUUCAUAAUCAUCCGACAAGUUUUACAAACAAACGAUAAUUGAGGUUAGUUGAAGAGAAGAGAAGAGAAGAGAAGGAAACGUUGUUGUUUGACUGUUAGUUAGUCUUUAAGAUACAUAGCAAUAGCCAUUCCCUUUCCCAACGCAUACAGCGACACACAAAACACGAGCCAAAUCAGCUAAAAAUCUCUCCUCCAAUGGCCGCCGCCUCGUCUUCCACCGUAGCACUGCCACUCACCUCAAAUCCAUCGCUAAAACUCACUUCUCUCUCGUCCUCCACCUCAGUAUUCUUCAGCUACAAUAUCAAGAACCGGGCCGGGCUCGGGCUCGCUCUGGAUCGCCCCACCAGAGCUCAGAAACGGGGAUUCUCCUGUAACUGCCUAUUCGGGCUUGGAGUGCCGGAGCUCGUCGUGAUUGUGGGCGUGUCGGCGCUCGUUUUCGGCCCCAAACAGCUGCCGGAAGUGGGCCGCAGUAUUGGCAAGACUGUCAAGAGCUUUCAACAGGCGGCCAAGGAGUUCGAGACCGAACUGAGGAAGGAUGUCGAGGCUUCAGCAGAGGCUUCCGAUGAGAAGAUUGAGACAGUCGAGGAAGGGCAGCAGCAAGAAGCUUAAGUUUCCAGCACUAAAGGGGAGUUGCUCAGUUUUGAUGUAUUGGAAGUUUGUUAUAGCAGCUUCAUUUCUUACUUGAACUAUUGGAUGUAUUGGAUACAGAUUAGAAAGGUUUGAGUCGUGUUGAAUUAUAGUAUUUAACUUUGCAAGUAUUUAGCUCCUUUUAAAUUCUUUUUUUCUGUUCGUGGAA
Salvia miltiorrhiza (redroot sage) is the source of this 851-nucleotide messenger RNA. RefSeq names its product sec-independent protein translocase protein TATA, chloroplastic. The coding region runs from base 251 to 664 and encodes 137 amino acids. Lineage: Eukaryota; Viridiplantae; Streptophyta; Magnoliopsida; Lamiales; Lamiaceae. The transcript is spliced from 3 exons. Gene Ontology annotation, cellular component: membrane. Gene Ontology annotation, biological process: protein transport by the Tat complex. The record is from RefSeq and is a predicted model, not a curated record.